AUCUUGCAGCUCAGUCGCGUGGUGACCCACCUCGUGGACUGAUACGAUGAUGUAGCCUAGGGGGUGGCUCGGUGUUGAUAGGAUACACCGCUGGGAUCAGUCAGAGGAGGACUCCUGAAGUAUAUAAAAGGGCAUUGCAAUCACUCCUUACCUCUGCCACAAUGCGUUACAUGAUUCUCAGCAGCCUGGCCACUGCGGCCACGGCAGUCACCGUGAUCGACCGGGACUUUGUCGUGCUUGGAGGCGGAUCCAGCGGCACCUACGCGGCCGUACAGCUGGUGGACCGUAACCAGUCCGUCGUCGUGGUCGAGAAGCAGGGCCGACUGGGAGGAGCCACGCUCACCUACUACGACCCCAGCACCAAGAAGCCGUUCGACUACGGCGUGCAGUUCUUCAACCCCCUUGACGUGGUCACCGAGUACUUCGAGCGCCUGGGCAUCUCGACCGGAGCCACUUCAGCCAGCGGCACCAGCGUCUUCGCCGACUUCGCCGAGGGCAUCCUCCUGCCCAACCUCACCUACACCUACGGCGCCGACUACGACCGCGAGCUCGAGAAAUACCCCUACCUGGCAUCGGGCUACCACCUGCCUGACGACAUCCCAGAGGACCUCCUCCUGCCGUGGGUCGAGUACAUCGAGAAGCACAACCUCACCACCUCCGCCAUUGGCAGCUUCCGCCAGCCCAACCCAGCUGGCAACCCGCUGCAGCGUCUGGCCGUCCACGAAUUCAACGGCCUCAACCGCGUCAUGGUCGACGAGCUGAACGGCCACGCCAUCCACCAGACCGACGGCGACAACAGCGCCAUCUACACCAAGGCCACCAGCAUCAUCGGGUCCGACAACCUCCUCCUCAACGCCACCAUCUCCUCCGCCAACCGCACCGACUCCGGCAUCCAACUCCACAUCUCCACCCCCGACGGCGACUCGCUGAUCCGCGCCAAACAGCUCCUCGUCGCCGCGCCUCCGGACGCUUCCAACCUCUCCCCUCUCUCCCUCGACUCCCGCGAGAAGUCGACUCUCAGCGAAAUCGCCGGCUACCCGUUCUACGUCGGCAUCGUCUCCAACACCGGCCUGCCCGACGACUACAGCUUCAAGAACGUCGGCGCGAAGACGCAGUACCACGUGCCGGACCUCCCCUUCGUCGUGACAAUCACCGCCUCGCCUCACAUCCCCGGCGUCUUCUCCUACGCCUACAGCUCGCUGAAGGAGCUGACGCAGUCCGAGGUCCAGGACGCUGUCACCGAGGCCAUUGAGAACCUGCGCGCCCAGCUGACCAACAAGGGCAGCGACACCGACGCGGUGCCCAAGUACCUGGAGUUCCGGGACGUCGGGCCCUUCCACCCCGAGCAGAGCGCGGAUGCCAUCAGAAACGGCUUCUGGAAGGAUAUGUAUGCCCUGCAGGGGUACCGCAACACUUGGUACAUCUCGGGGCUGUUUGUGCUGAACUCCGCCCAGCUGUGGAAUAAUACCCAGGCGCUGCUGCCGGAGAUUAUUGAUGCGGCGCAGAAGUUGGAGUAGAAGAUGAGGGGUUGGUUUAGACAUUCUUUUUCUUCAUUUCGUCAUUUCCUUCUCUCUUUCCCUCUUUAUCUCUUUCUCAGUCUCAUGCCCCUCGCUCUUUUUUUUUUUGAAUGGCUUUUGUACCUCAU
Aspergillus steynii IBT 23096 is the source of this 1645-nucleotide messenger RNA. Its product is annotated as FAD/NAD(P)-binding domain-containing protein. Lineage: Eukaryota; Fungi; Ascomycota; Eurotiomycetes; Eurotiales; Aspergillaceae. The transcript is spliced from 2 exons. Bases 162 to 1517 code for a protein of 451 amino acids. The record is from RefSeq and is a predicted model, not a curated record.